AUGGGUAAUCCCUUUAGGGAUCCUCUCAGCAGCUUCCUAAAACACUGGCUGCUGGUAUACCUGUGGUUCCUGAAAGAACACAGCACAAGGGCCCCAGAGGAGCUUCUUCCAGUACUUAGACUAACUGCAGCAGCUAUGCACCAGAAAAUACAGCUUCAGGUUGAAAACUAUCUGUUUCUCAAGUACAUCAGUGAGGACAUGAUUUCGCCUUCCCGGAAGCUCUGGAGGACGUUCGUGGUAAAAGGCGUCGCGAUGUGUGGGGACUGUGUCGAGAAGGAAUAUCCUAACCGGGGUAACACCUGUCUGGAGAAUGGAUCUUUUCUACUGAACUUUACAGGAUGUGCAGUGUGCAGUAAGCGGGAUUUUAUGCUGAUUACUAACAAAUCCCUGAAAGAGGAGGAUGGAGAAGAAAUAAUUACCUAUGAUCAUCUGUGUAAAAAUUGUCAUCAUGUCAUUGCCAGGCAUGAGUACACAUUCAGUAUCAUGGAUGAAUUUCAGGAAUACACCAUGCUGUGUCUGUUAUGUGGCAAAGCUGAAGAUACUAUAAGUAUUCUCCCUGAUGACCCUCGACAAAUGACUUUGUUAUUCUAAGAUUCCUAGUUCUGUUGUAACCAUGUUGGUUAGUUUAAAAUACAGCAAUCCUGAUGUUUUAUCUAAUAAUGAAACUUCUUUGCAUAUUUUAAUUAAUUUAUUUUUUGUUUUUGCUGCUUAAACAGCAAUUCUUUGAACAAAAAAGUAAAGGAGAUUUGUAUUUCCCUAGAGCCAAGCUUUUGCUGAAAUUUCUACGUAACAAUUAUCUGACCAGAAAGUAACUAAAUUAAGUGUACACCUAGAGCCUGAAUCUUGCUUUUGCCAUAGAAGGAACCAGAACUCCUUGGGAAAAUGACUGGUAGAAUUGGGGAGGAAAUAUGCAAGAUGAGUCUGGAGCAUCUAUGCCACAAAAAACCAACAACAAUGAAGUCAUAAAAAAAUAACACAAUGACCAGGAGUAUGUCAGAUAGACAAAGGAGCAACUAAGAAGUUCCCAAUUACCACACCUGAACAACUUGAACAAAGAAAUAAAUGAAGUGGUAUUGGAACACGACCCAAACUAUAUAAUAAAUUAAUCCAUUCUGAUGUUAAUAAGUGAUUGAAUGAAUGAAUGAAAGAUGGAUGGAUACAAACAAAUCUCCCAUGGGUAAAUAAUUUCUUCUUUUUUUUUCUUUUGCCAGUCCAGGGGCUUGGACUCAGGGCCUGGGCAAUGUC
This is a messenger RNA of Dipodomys ordii (Ord's kangaroo rat), 1245 nucleotides long. It is a transcript of the gene Churc1, whose product is annotated as churchill domain containing 1. Gene Ontology annotation, molecular function: zinc ion binding. Gene Ontology annotation, biological process: fibroblast growth factor receptor signaling pathway; multicellular organism development; positive regulation of DNA-templated transcription. The record is from RefSeq and is a predicted model, not a curated record. Lineage: Eukaryota; Metazoa; Chordata; Mammalia; Rodentia; Heteromyidae.